Messenger RNA from Clonostachys solani, 1164 nucleotides. Lineage: Eukaryota; Fungi; Ascomycota; Sordariomycetes; Hypocreales; Bionectriaceae. The record is from the annotation of a GenBank genome assembly.
AUGUUCAAUGAUUCCUCCAACGGAUUCGAAAACAUCAUCAUCCCCAUGUCGACCAACCAUGAAUCGAUUCUGCAUUCUAUUCUCGCUGUAGCCGCCUUCUACAGGUGCCGGGACACAGCGGGGUAUAAAGUCGUCUCAUUGACACAGAAAGAGAACGCUCUCAUCUACUUACGCAGUAAGGUAGCCGCAGGCCUCGUAGCAGACUAUGAUGAGUUGAUCAUUUCGGCUAUUAUGCUAUGUGUUUUCGAGGUCAAGGAUGGGUCUGGUCCGGACUGGGCUAAACACCUCAAUGGGGGCCGCUCUAUUCUCCAAUCCAAAGUUCAGGAGUGCGGCAGCCAGAAGUGGGCUGGAGGUAUUUCCUGGUGGGCUAACAAGUUUUUUGGUUAUCUCGCCGUCAAUUGCGCUACUGGGGACGAACUGGGGCCUCCGGGGCCUUUGGAAAGACCCGAGUUCUGGCUCAGUCAAGGGUUCGGAGUAGAGAACGCGAAGGAUAUCGACGGCUUUAUGGGCUGCUCAAGUGAAGCCAUGGCUAUUACGGCAGCCGUCUGUAAUCUGGCUAGGAUGAGAAACAAUCACCACAUCGAGGCCAGUGAUAUCGCCUUAAGUGGCAAUGAACUAGAAUGCCGCCUUUUCGAUAUCAGACAAAGGUCGACACAACUACUCCUCACGAUACAUGAAUUCUCGGACUUGAGGGACAUAGUAGCCAAGCUAGUGGAAGACCAAUCAUCUAUGCCCCGCGCAAAGAUUCUCGCACUAACGGCAGAGGCACGACGACAGGCCACAUUCAUUUUACUCUACGUCUGUGUGAAGGAUAUCCCCGUGCAUAAGCUCGAAGUACAGGCUAGAGUCAUGAACUGCCUGCUAUGCAUUACCACAGUUGCUCAACUAAUGACUGCCGAUGACUCCCCAGUCUGGGGGAUGACGCCCAUCAUCUGGCCCCUCUUCGUCGCUGGAGCCUCGGCCUUGAGAGACGAGGAUCGUUUUCAAGUGGCGGAGGUCUUUGAUCAAUUACAAAAGUCGAAAUGCCUUGGUAAUGUUGCCCGUGCUAGAACCAUGGUCAAGUCAAUCUGGAAGCAGUAUGACAUGGGGACACAUUUUCGGCAGGCCGAACUAUGGAGGUUGUACGUGGAUCCGAAUGCCAAGUGGCCCUUGAGCCUUGCAUGA